AUGGCGGCUACAUUUCAAUCAUGUAAUUCACCAUUUACAAUUGUAAGUCCAACAUCAUUUUAUCCAUAUUGUUAUCAAAUGAAUCAACAAUCAUCACUUGUUACUCAAUUAAAUGCUAUACAAGAUUGUAGUGAUAAAUCAGCACAACUUGUUUGGUUUCAAUCUAUUGAUGAAAUACAACAACAAUUAAUUCCAGCAUUAUUUGUUCGAGGUUUAACUCGAGAUUUUUGGACAAGUGGAAUAUUUAAUUCAAUACUAAAUCGAUGGCAAUGGUUAUUAUCAAAUAAUAAUACUCGUAUUGAUAUUGAUUCAUCAAUUUUAACACAAUUUGGAAUAAAUCCCUUAGGUGGUCAAUCUCUUCAUUAUUCAUUUGCAGAAUUAUCUAAUCGACGUUUGAUAUCAAGUUCAUCAUCAGAAACUUAUUCAACACUUUGUAAAAUAUCUGCAACACGUUUUUUAUUAAAUAAUCAAACACGUUCAAUUGAUUUGACAUCACAACAAUAUGGUUUUCAAAAUCAAACUCAAGUUAUUUUUUAUAAGUUUAAUUAUACAAUUUUUUCAACAAUUCCAACAAAUACUCUUAUACAACAGCCAACAGCUGCACAAUAUUCAACUAUGUGUGGUGCUAUGGGUAGUCCAUCGACUCCUGUUGAUCCAUAUAUCAUUGAUAUUUGUGGUUAUUUUCCUUCAAUAAAUGAUGGAAAUGUUCAAUUAUUAAUGCAAACAAUUUCUUCAUAUUAUACAUCUCAUCGAAUAACAAUUUUAUCAACUCAAAUUUAUACUGCAAUACCAUUAAAUGUUGAACAUUAUGUAACAAUAUCUGGCGAUUUAAUGACUCGAAUACGUUUUAUAAUAACAAGUCCGUCAUCGAUUAUUCUCGGAUCAAAUAUUGAACCAUUAGCAUCAAUUAAUGAUAUACUUAAUACAAUAAAUUAUCGAAUUUAUCAACAAUGUAUACCUUAUAUAUCUUUAAAUAUUCUUUUACCAUUAAAAUUAUGUAUUCCAUUUAAUGAAAUUUCAUUAUGGACAAAUUUAAUUGCAAAUGCAGUUUCAGCAGCGACAGGCCAAUUAAGUGUAACUGUGAUGCUUAAAGGUGUUCGACAAGGUGUUACAUCAACAGGACAACCAGCCAAUAUUGCAUAUUUUUUAAUAACCAUUAAUGGUAUGACAUAUAAUCAAACAAUCGAUAGUAAUUUAGCAUCAAAUCCAAUAUUGAUUUCAACAAUAACACAAACUAAUAAUCAAUUAUUAUGUUCAAAUCAAACACAAAUAGUUCCAAUACAAUAUAGUAUUCAAAAUUUUUAUGUUCCAUGUCCUAUACCACAAAUACUUCAAAGACAAUUAAAUAAUGCAUUACAACGAGCUGGAAUUUACACUAUUAAUAUGACAAUAUUCGGUGUUGAAGAAGCAGUUGAUAAUCUUGGACAAAUUUAUCGAUUACCAAAUAUAUAUAUUCAACAUCAAAAUGGAACAUGGCUUGAUAGUCCAUUACAAUUAAAUAAUCAAUUAUAUCAAAUCUUAAUAUCUGUUCAAAUGCAACAAUUAACAACUCGUGUUUAUAUUUUAUCAAAAGCUUAUUCAUAUUUUUAUUUAAAUUCAUUAACAACAAAUGAUCGAGAUUUUCUACAAAGAUUAAUUUUAACAUUAUAUAAUCAACAAAGUUCUAUAACAAGUAAUAAUGUAAAAAUUUUAUUGGAAGAUCCAUAUUUAAAUAUAAGUUCAUUAAUAACAAUUCAACGAGUUUAUGCAUUUAUAUUUUAUAAUGAUCAAGAACUUGAUGGAAGAUAUUUAUCAUCAUUAGUUUUAUCACCAUCACAAUUUAUGAGUCCUUUUUAUAUACAAACUCCAUUGACUUAUGUAUCAAAUUUAAUACCAGCUAAUGUUGUUAAACAACGUGAUAUACAAAAAAUAACAUUUACUGGAAAAAUUGGUCAAACAUUAGCACAAACAGCAUUAACUGAUUAUUGGCAAAAUCCAAUUAGACAAGGAUUAACUAAUACAAAUGUUUAUAUUAUACAAUUACAACAAUAUCUUAUCUAUUCAAUAAAUCAAUAUUAUACAACAAUAACUUAUAUAGUAAUAACAUCAGAUGGUUAUACUAUUCCAAGUGCAUGUUUUAAUCCAAGUUUACUUCAACCAUUAAAUGGUUUAUGUGAUGCACCGAAUAAUUAUGUUGCACAAGUACCUUUUAGUUAUACACCAUCGUUUAUUGAUCUAAGAGGAAAUUAUUUAAAAGCUGAUCUUGAUCAAGAUAAUUUUCAAACAUUAAUUACAUCUGCAUUACAAAGAACAGGAAUUAGUAGUACAGUUUCAUCAAUAUUAAUUGAACCACGUUUUGGUUUUGAUAUGUCAUUAGUAACAAGAGUUUAUUAUAUGGUUGUACCUAAUCAAAUCAUUACACAAGAACAAAUACAAGCUCAAUUAAACUCUAUCUUUUCAACAAUGCAACCAAUUAAAUAUGAUCUAUAUUCAAGUGGACAAUUAUCUAUUGCACGUAGUGAUGCUCAUCAAUAUAUAAGUAAUGUUUCAUUACCAUUAACAACUUUAAUUCGUCAAGAUAUUGAAAAUUAUUUAACAUCAUUUAAUCGACAAUAUGGAAUUGCAAAAAUUGUUUAUGCGGAAUCUCUCAAUGCUAAUCAAACUCGUUUUUAUCUUGCGUUUCUCAAUGGUACACAAGUAUUAACUCGAUGUGAUUUUUUCUUAUAUUAUCCCGGUGUAACAAAUAUUGCCAAUGGAACAGGUGGAUUUUAUAGUAUAUAUCUUGAACGAAAUGUUUUUGUUGGUCAACCCAAUGCACUUGCUAAUGGUCUAGCACAAAUUUGGACGAAUCAAAAUUUAGGUGUUCCAGCAGGAGUUUUAUUUGUUCAAUUACAAAAUCAAAUCCAAUAUAUUUGUUCUGGGGGACGAAAAUCAGUAAGAGUUGAUUAUAUUGUUCAAAGUCUAUCAACAAAUGUUGUUGUGAAUAAUUUAACUCCACCACCAAAUUCUGCAUUUGAACAACUUUAUGGACAAUAUGUUAAUACAAGUCGUUGUAUCUCUUAUCAAGCACAUUGGUUAUAUUUAAUUGAACCACGUCCAUCAAAUGAUUUAAUUCGUUCUGCAUUAGAAAAUGCAUGGCGUCAAUCAAAUAAUAAUUUACAAAUUAAUAUUUCACCGGAAUUUUAUUUUGAUUCAUCAUAUUUAACUAUUAAUAAUCAAACAUUAACACGUUUAACUUAUACAAUUAAUUUAAAUGGUUCCGAUUUGUCUUCAUUAAUGGUUACACAACCAUUACUAAAUUCGAUUUUAUUAUCAAAUAUUUAUACAGGUAUUCCAUAUAAGAAAUUUUCUAUUUAUGUUGAUGGAAAUAAAAUAAAUUUAACAAGUCCAACAACAUUAUCAAUGAUAAAUCAAGCAUUAAGAACAAGUUGGUCAUUAGCUAAUAGUAAUCUAUUUUCAGCAAAUGAUGUUUCUAUUCCAUCAAUUAAUUCGGCUUUAUUAAAUAAUGGACAAACUAAAAUUGAUUAUAUGAUUGGUUUAAAUUCGGGUGAUAUUGGUGAUUAUUCUCAACCAUCAGAAAGAUCUUAUACACAAAUAUUCAAUCAAACGGGUUUACAAACAUUAGUUUAUACACGUUAUAUACCAGGAUAUAAUAAUCUAAUGAUAACAAAUAAUAAUCAAACAUCUAAUUUACCAUUUUAUUAUCGAUUUGGACCAAUUGAUGGGCUUGACUGGUGGAUUAUUCUAAUUAUAGUUAUUGGUAUAUUAACGAUUUGGUUAAUAAUCUGUUUAAUUUGUUAUAUAUGUUGUCGACGACGCGCGGAACGAAAUUCAUCAUCUGUAGUUAUACAUGAUGUUCAACAUGUAUCGAAUAAUGAACCAAUUUAUGGAACACAUCCUAUACUUUAUCCAUUAUCAAAACGAAAACAUUCAGUAUCAGUUAUCGAUUUACAAGAUCAACCAUCAACAAGAGAAUUUCGUCGACCAAAACGAACAACAAGAUCAGUAUCACCAUCAAAUAGUUUUCGUUAUAUUUUACCAUUUAAUUCUCAACGAGAACAAAAAACAAAAAAUUUUGAACAAACAUCACUUGGUAAUACACAAAAUGUACCAAUAACAAUAACCAAAAGUCCUAUGUAUAAUAAUGAUUAUUUAUAA
This is a messenger RNA of Rotaria sordida, 4137 nucleotides long. Lineage: Eukaryota; Metazoa; Rotifera; Eurotatoria; Philodinida; Philodinidae. The record is from the annotation of a GenBank genome assembly.